This is a messenger RNA of Strigops habroptila (Kakapo), 786 nucleotides long. Its product is annotated as proline-rich protein HaeIII subfamily 1-like. The record is from RefSeq and is a predicted model, not a curated record. The coding region runs from base 1 to 786 and encodes 261 amino acids. The transcript is spliced from 2 exons. NCBI's taxonomy places the organism in Eukaryota, Metazoa, Chordata, Aves, Psittaciformes, Psittacidae.
AUGGCGCGGGGGAGGCGCCUCGCCCCGGGCCGCCCCUGCCCCGCAGCGCUGCCCUCCCGGCGAGGCACCGGGCCGGGGGCGGGGGGGACACCCAGCGCCAUCGCCGGCCCCGCGACCACCUCGGCCGGGCAGGCGGCUCCGCGCCCGGUCCACCGGCCCGGCUCGGCGGGGCUGCGCCCGGGGACACCCCCCGCGGCCGCGCCCGGCGGCGGGCACCGGGGGCUGCGGGAGCCGCGCUCGCUGCCGGCGCUGCCCGUCCAGCGCUGCUCGGGCGUGGAGCGAGCGCCCGCCCCGCCGCCUCCUCCUCCUCCAUCCUCCUCCCUCCGGUGCGGAGCGAGCGCCGCUCCCGCCCCCCCGCGCGGGCAGGGCUGGCGCGCGGCACGCCGGGAGCCGCAGUCCCCGGGGCGCGGGGCGGGCGGGCGGCCGCGGCCACCGGACUACAGCUCCCGGCAGCCGCCGCGGCCGCGGCUCGCUCUCGCCCUCACACUCCGGCUGCCGCUGCCAGUGUCUCCGCCGCCGCCGAACCGCCGCUCGCAGCGCCCAGUGUCCGACCCGCCGCCUCCGGGCAGGGGCCCGCCUCGGCCCGCCGCCGCCCCCCCGCUGCCCGCCCGGCUCGGGAAGCAGGUGCGUGCCCGACCCCCCCCCCUCCCCGCCGCCCCGCACCGGACGCCCCGGCCCCCUCUGCCCGGGCACCCCGGGCCCGCGCGGCCCCGCACCCACCGCCGGGGGGGUGAGGGGGGGGUGGACGGGAGCGUGCGGCCCGAACCACCCCCCCCGCCCGGUUAG